This is a messenger RNA of Diaporthe amygdali, 972 nucleotides long. RefSeq lists its product as uncharacterized. Lineage: Eukaryota; Fungi; Ascomycota; Sordariomycetes; Diaporthales; Diaporthaceae. The record is from RefSeq and is a predicted model, not a curated record. The transcript has 4 exons. Bases 1 to 972 code for a protein of 323 amino acids.
AUGGCAGAUGAAAACUCACUCGUGCAGAAGCUCUUGAAAGAGCUAUCGCAGACACAGUAUGCCUGCUCCGAGCUUACGAAGCUGAGCGGUGGGACUGCAAACUAUCUUUACCGCGGCACCCUAAUUCAGCCUCUCGACUCGCAGAUUGACGUGCCGGAAGCAGUCACCAAGACGGUGGUAUUUGAAGAGUCCAUGCUCCAUGGACUUGUCAGCUUCUCAAAAGACAUCACGACUACAGACACAGUGGUGAGGUCGCCACGCCUUCACUUGUUUGAUCGAGAGACGAAUACGCAGACGUCAGAACCUGGGCAGGCUUCGCUCCGAGCAACCAUCAGCCAGAAUAAAGAGGCGCGCAAGUUGAAGUGCAAGAUUACUUACGAUAGCUUCCUCAAAGUGCUUGAGAUCUAUCCAGAUCUUGCACAAGACCACAUGGAGACGUUGAAAGCCGUAAAGGAUGCGAUCACCGCAGAGUUCUCGCUCAACGAGCCACCGUUAGGUGAGGACGGAAGCUGGGGACUCAUACAUGGGGAUUUCUGGACGGGCAAUGUGCUACUUGCAGAUGCCCCAUGGCAAGAAGCUCGAAGUCCUGACCGAGCUCCUAACAAGCUUUUCAUAAUUGAUUGGGAGCUGGCUCAGUUCGGCCACCGGGCUAUUGAUGUUGGCGCAAUGAUGGCCGACCUUUACGAGCGAAAGCACUUCAAGGAUGUUGAUACUGUUAUACCAGCGAUGAAAGGAUUCGCCGACGGAUACGGACGAAUCAGUGAUGAGAUGGCUUUUCGCACUGCUAUUCACGCAGGCGUCCACUUGAUAUGCUGGCACAUUAGGGGCAACCCAAACCUUCCGCUCUCAGCUCCUAUGGACAAAGUCCUGUCCGCACUGGCACUCGGAAGGGACUUUAUUCUCAAAGGAUGGGAAAAAGACAGACAAUGGUUUGAGAGCAGUGUUCUGGCACCAUUAUUUACGACACGCUAG